UUCGAUCUUCUCAAACAGAAAUGGCAGCCGCUUCAUUCCACCACGAGCAAGUUUGUGUGAUGGAUGCCUGCGGUCGCCUCGGAUCUACCCUGGUUGAACGCCUACUGCAAAGAGGCUACACGGUCCAUGCUGCAGUUCAAGCCCAUGCUAAUAGUCAACGCUCCCAAUUCAAGCUGAAGAUUUUCCAUGCGGACCCUUUUGACUAUCAGAGCAUCACCGACGCUCUCAAAGGCUGUUCUGGCUUGUUUUACGCCUUUGAACCAGCACAAGACUACCCUUCAUAUGAUGAAUAUAUGGCAGAAGAGGAGGCAAGAGCAGCACACAAUGUGAUAGAGGCAUGCGCUCGGACGGAGACGAUAGACAAGGUGGUCUUCACAUCCUCCGCCACUGCCAUUGUUUGGAGGGACAACCCUCAAUCGGUUGCGCCCAAUUUGGACGAACGACAUUGGAGCGAUGUUGAUCUUUGUCACGAAUUCAAGUUAUGGCAUGCGCUAUCGAAGACAGUCGCGGAGAAGACUGCAUGGGCAUUGGUAAUGGACAGGGGCAUCAACAUGGUUUCGAUCAAUGGCGGAUUGUUGACGGGGCCGCAUGUGUCUAUCACCCACCCUUACUUGAAAGGAGCUGCCGAUAUGUACGAGGGUGGGACGUUGGUGACCGUCGACCUUCAUUUCUUAGUUGACGCUCACAUCUGCGUCUUUGAAGAUGUUUCAUCCUUCGGUCGAUAUUUAUGCUUCGAUCACGCUGUUACUAACCAAGAAGAUGCUAUUCGCCUCGCCCGUUUGCUUACACCUUCUGCUCCUUCUCUGCCUCCAGAAAGUUACGAAGAUGAUAACACGAUGAUCCAACAAAGGUUCAGCAACAAGAAAUUGAAAAAGACGAUGUUGGAUUUUAAGAGUGAGCCAACUUUGGAGGAUUGA
Messenger RNA from Hibiscus syriacus, 917 nucleotides. Its product is annotated as cinnamoyl-CoA reductase-like SNL6. Lineage: Eukaryota; Viridiplantae; Streptophyta; Magnoliopsida; Malvales; Malvaceae. The record is from RefSeq and is a predicted model, not a curated record. The coding region runs from base 21 to 917 and encodes 298 amino acids. Gene Ontology annotation, molecular function: oxidoreductase activity, acting on the CH-OH group of donors, NAD or NADP as acceptor. The transcript is spliced from 5 exons.